GCGUUCGUGCAGCGGUUCAGCGAGGCGCAGCGAAAGGUGCGCCAGCGCGUCGCGGCUGGGCAGCGCACGCGGCAGCACGAGGCCGCCAAGGCGGUUGCACAGCUCAAGGGAUUCGCCGCUCUUAGGCCCCUGCCCAUGGCUGCGGCGCUGGUUGCCGCAGACGGCGCCAGCUGCGCUGCUGAGGCUGUCGCGCCGGCGGCGCGCGGCGCCUCGCCAUGCCCCGAGCCGGCGGUGGCGUUGUGCUCCGCCACUUUGGGCUGUGGCAGAGACUGCAGGACGCCGACGGGGCGCCCUCAGACUGUGGUCUUGAAGGCGUGA
Monoraphidium neglectum is the source of this 318-nucleotide messenger RNA. RefSeq lists its product as hypothetical. The annotation marks the transcript as partial. Lineage: Eukaryota; Viridiplantae; Chlorophyta; Chlorophyceae; Sphaeropleales; Selenastraceae. The record is from RefSeq and is a predicted model, not a curated record. The transcript has a single exon.